Molecule: messenger RNA, 1316 nt
Organism: Onychostruthus taczanowskii (white-rumped snowfinch)
Lineage: Eukaryota; Metazoa; Chordata; Aves; Passeriformes; Passeridae
Gene: CACNG3
Product: calcium voltage-gated channel auxiliary subunit gamma 3
Exons: 4
Coding region: 24-971 (315 amino acids)
Biological process (GO): neurotransmitter receptor transport, postsynaptic endosome to lysosome; neurotransmitter receptor internalization; postsynaptic neurotransmitter receptor diffusion trapping
Cellular component (GO): postsynaptic density membrane; AMPA glutamate receptor complex
Molecular function (GO): channel regulator activity; voltage-gated calcium channel activity
Source: RefSeq, a predicted model, not a curated record
CCGCCGCCGGAGGAUGAAGCAGCAUGAGGAUGUGUGACAGAGGCGUCCAGAUGCUCGUCACCACGGUGGGAGCCUUCGCAGCCUUCAGCCUGAUGACCAUCGCAGUGGGCACCGACUACUGGCUCUACUCGCGCGGCGUGUGCAGGACUAAGUCCAUGAGCGACAACGACACGAGCCGCAAGAACGAGGAGGUGAUGACCCACUCGGGGCUCUGGAGGACGUGCUGCCUGGAAGGAACCUUCCGAGGAGUGUGCAAGAAAAUCGACCACUUCCCUGAGGAUGCAGACUACGAGCAAGACACGGCCGAGUACCUGCUCCGUGCAGUGAGAGCAUCCAGCAUCUUCCCCAUCCUCAGCGUGGGGCUGCUGUUCUUCGGGGGGCUGUGCGUGGCCGCCAGCGAGUUCUACAAGAGCAAACACAACGUCAUCCUCAGCGCCGGCAUCUUCUUCGUCUCUGCAGGUCUCAGCAACAUCAUCGGGAUCAUAGUCUACAUCUCGGCCAACGCGGGGGACCCGGGGCAGAGCGACUCCAAGAAGAGCUACUCCUAUGGCUGGUCCUUCUACUUCGGGGCGCUGUCCUUCAUCAUCGCCGAGAUGGUGGGGGUGAUCGCCGUGCACAUGUACAUCGAGAAGCACCGCCAGAUCCGCGCCAGGUCCCACUCGGAGCUGCUGAAGAGGUCGGCCUUCACCCGCCUGCCCCCCUACAGGUACCGCUUCCGCCGGCGGUCCAGCUCCCGCUCCACCGAGCCCCGCUCCCGGGACAUGUCGCCCAUCAGCAAAGGGUUCAGCACCAUCCCCUCCACCGACAUCUCCAUGUUCACCCUCUCCAGGGAUCCCUCCAAGGUUACCAUGGGGACGCUGCUCAACUCGGAGCGGGACCACGGUUUUUUACAGGUCCAUAACUCCAUCCCCAAAGAGUUCAAGGAGUCUUUGCACAACAACCCGGCCAACAGACGAACCACGCCGGUCUGAGGCGGGCUGGGCCGUGGGCAGGCUGCAUGGCAUCACCCUCGUGACGGUGUAACCUGUGAAACCCCGUUUUUAAGGACAAACCCGCAGGCUCCCCGGGCCCCUGCCCGUGGGGCUGGUUUUUCACUCCUGAAAUGCCACUGGCCGGGCCAGGCCGCCGCGCCUGCGGUGGGAGCGGGACCCCCGGCGGGGAGGGGACAGGGCCGCGCCGGGACCCUGGCCCUGGUGCCCUGCGGACUGAGCGGGCUCCAACCCCCCGGGACAGCGGCUUCCCGAGGUCUCCAUCGUUCGUGUGAUCAUAACCGCAGUGUUCCCAUAGCUGUGUGUCCAUGGAAAUGCUGGCGAUAG